AGGAAACCAUGUCGACCAGCGCUGCUGCUGCUGCUAAGGCUAGCACAGGGUUGAAAAGCAGUGUACUGGGUGGAUAUCGUCGAUUGCUACGACUGCGCUUGAGAGUCUUUCAGGGAGACCAAUACGCGAUGGACCAAGCACGGCUACAGCUUCGCACCGAGUUCAAUAAGCACCGGCACGUCCAGGACCACCGCGAGCUUGAGGGGCUGGUAGCGGGCAUCCGGGAAGUGGAAGAGAUGUUCAGCGAGAACAUUGUCCAAGGACGUUUGAACGAGGCGGGAAACUACGAGGUGCGCUUGCGCCCCGAGGUGCAUUUGAAAGGCAAAGAGCACGAAAUGGUCACGCACGUGGACGACAGGCUUGUGGGCGACACCGUGGUGGUGGAGAGGAGCAGGGCGCCCAGGGACGGAUCGGCACCCGGAGGAUCCUGUCAAAGUGGGAAGGGGUAGGGUUCGCGAGCAGGACACCGGUAAAAAGGGAACCGGAAAAGAAAGCAAGCUCUCGUGGCAUU
Messenger RNA from Nannochloropsis gaditana CCMP526, 511 nucleotides. RefSeq lists its product as uncharacterized. Bases 9 to 449 code for a protein of 146 amino acids. Gene Ontology annotation, biological process: mitochondrial respiratory chain complex III assembly. The transcript is spliced from 2 exons. The record is from RefSeq and is a predicted model, not a curated record.